UCUGGCAGCCUCUCAACCCUGCGAGUCGCAGGGGAGGCGCUGCGCCCCCGGCCCGAGCCGAUCGGGGGCUCCUGGAGCCAGCCUCCCUCCGGAACGCGCGGGAGGACCUCCUGCCGUCUGACUUGAGUCCUGCUGCUGCAGUGCACGCCCCUUCGGCAGCCAGGGUGGGGCCCAGAGCGAACCUGGCCCCUCCCGCCCCCACCUCGCCUUUGGGUCGCUGACCCCCAGGCUGUGGUGAGUGAGGGUCCUGGAGCAGGCACCACGGAGCCCUGGCGACCUCUUCCACCCACCCAUGCCCACCCCGCAUGAGGCUGAGAAGCAGCACAGAGGGCCGGAGGAGGCAGACCAGCCCCCCUCGAUGUCCAGUCAUGAGGCGGCCCCCCCGGCUCCCCCCAGGCGCAACCCCUGCUGCUUGUGCUGGUGCUGCUGUUGCAGCUGCUCCUGGUACGUGGCCUGGGGACACCCAGUAUGCCUGGGGGGAGGGGUGGGCUCGACAGACCUGGGACCAGGGUCCUGGUGACCAGCAGCCAGGGCUCAGGCCCCUCUGUGCCUGUGACUUCCAUGCCUGGUGUGCCUAAGGCUGUGUCCAUGUGUAGACACCUGGCCUGUGUGGGGUGUCUGUGGGUGUGCGUGUGCGCGUGUGAGAGAGAACCAGCACAACAAAGCAAAAGCAGGAGUUCCCGUCGUGGUGCAGCGGAAGCGAAUCCGACCAGGAACCAUGAGGUUGUGGGUUUGAUCCCCGGCCUUGCUCAGUGGGUUAAGGAUCCAGCAUUGCCGUGAGCUGUGGUAUAAGUCAAAGACGCGGCUCAGAUCUGGCGUGGCUGUGGUGGUGGUGAAAGCCGGCAGCUGUAGCUCCAAUUAGAUCCCUAGCCUGGGAACCUCCAUAUCUCGAGGGUGUGGCCUUAAAAAGAUCAAAAAAAAAAAAAAAAAGCGAAGGCAAUUCCUAUAGACUGCGUCAGGUGCAAGGGCUUUGAGCAGAGGCCUGGCCCUGGGACAGGGCGGGGGGUGGGUGGACAUGGAGCCAACUGGUUUCUAGGCACGUGGAGAACCCAGGCGGGAGUUUUGGUGCCUUGCAGAGGCCUGGCCCUAGUCAGGCUUCCAUCCCUCGGCUGUUGAGGGAACCCUAAAGGGCAUCAGCUGACCAACAGCAACUGAGGCCUGAGCCCUGGACCCAGGCCUGAAACGAGUCGGCCUGGGGAUGAGACGUGAGGCCUUGGCUAGUUAGGACCCACUGGGAGUUGGGCUGCGGGGGCCAAGAGAGGACUUCUGGGUCUGGCAGGCAGGGGGAGGGUGAGAACUGAGUUCUGUCUGGACUUUUGGGUCUGAAAUGUCGGUGCCAUUUCAGGGGCCCUGGAGGGAGACCCGGCUGGAGGUCUGGGUUAGGGAGCUACACCCUGUGGUGCCGGGAGCCAGGAGACGGAGGGGGUCCCCAGCAAGAGUCAGAGGCCGCAGCGGGGGGUGGAGGUCCCCAGUCCCACUGCUGGCAGGGCCUCAGGCACAGGGACGGGACCGAGGGCUGUCCCACAGCGGAUCUGCAGGUGUCGAGAGCCCCUCGGCCCUGUGUGUGUUCGUCGUGUGUCGGUGUCACCAUGUGCUGAGCGUCCUGGCUCACACGUGGCCGCAGAGGGCCGAGCCACCUUCCUCUGCCAUCAGGAAUGAAGAGCGGCGGCGGGCAUGGCGGGCCUCGCGGGAGAGCAGGCCGCAGCCCCUCCCCAGCUGCGAGGUCUGUGCCACACCGAGCCCCGAAGAGGUGCAGAGCUGGGCACAGUCUUUCGACAAGCUGAUGCGCAGCCCGGCCGGCCGCGGCGCCUUCCGGGCCUUCCUGCGCACGGAGUACAGCGAGGAGAACAUGCUUUUCUGGCUGGCCUGCGAGGAGCUCAAGGCCGAGGCCGACCGGCACGCGGUGGAUGAGAAGGCGCGGCUCAUCUACGAGGACUACGUGUCCAUCCUGUCCCCCAAGGAGGUGAGCCUGGACUCCCGGGUGCGGGAGGGGAUCAACAAGAAGAUGCAGGAACCGUCGGCGCACACCUUCGACGACGCGCAGCUGCAGAUCUACACGCUCAUGCACCGGGACUCCUACCCGCGCUUCCUCACCUCCCCUGCCUACCGCGCCCUGCUGCUCCAGGGGGGCUCCCCGUCCUCCACCGAGGCCUAGGCUGCCUCCCGGGCGCCUCCCGCAGGCACAGACUCCUUUCACCAGAGGGCCCAGCACCCGCAGGCAGGAGCUCGGGCGCGGGGCGGCUCAGAAGCCCCCCUCUCCACCCAGGGGACCUGGUGCCCUAAGGUCCUGCCGAGAGGCAGGUGGCAGGGCCUCUGCCCCGGCAGCCUCUCCCGCCCCAGCCCAGCCAUGGCCUGCCCGCUGCUCCUGUGGGGCUCCCCGCUGGGAGAGGAGCCGCCCUCCCUGGAAGCAGCGCAGGCCUCCCUGAGCCCUCUCCCCGGGCAGCUGGGGGCCCCAAGAAACGCCUUCGGUGGAAAAGAGACCCUCUGUGCUGUCUGUUCGCCGUGUGAGAAGACCUGCACCCGGCGCCCACUGCACCGGCAUCAGCCGAACCUCAGAGCCAGGCUCACGGCACAGGACCCGGUUUCUCUUUUACAUGUUCCUUGAGUUUAAACCAGGAAACACGUCCUCACUGUGUGUUUUAUCAAAAAAGAAAACGUUUUCAUAUUUAACUCCACCCCAAAAUAGAACCUUAUGAUUGAAGAUA
Molecule: messenger RNA, 2705 nt
Organism: Sus scrofa (pig)
Lineage: Eukaryota; Metazoa; Chordata; Mammalia; Artiodactyla; Suidae
Source: RefSeq, a predicted model, not a curated record